AUGUAAUGAAUGUGGCACUCAGAAAGACUGAUGAUGAAGAAUGAUGAUCGUCAAACAUCUGUAUUAUCAUUUGUUUUGAGGACCGCACCUCUUGGUGCUAAGACUUUUGCCGUCAGGACCUUAGUGAAGGUUUCAAAAGUCUGGCCCAAGUACUGAUCAAUGUUAGGUCAACUUUUGGCCGCGUACCUGUCGACUCGGUCCUGCCCCACGCAUACCUUCCCUUUCCUCCUUCUCCCAAUUUACGAUUUUUACGAUUCUGAUUCCAUUAUCGAUAUUGCUUAACGAUUCGAUUCUUUAUCGAUUCACUUAUCGAUUCUAAUUUUGGGAAAAAGAAGAACAAACGUUUUGAUUGGCAUCAAGUUUGUUUAAUCAGAAGUCACAACCUUACAAACUCACAACAAAGUCAAAAGCGGCCCAAAGCCUCAAUGUUAACUGUGGCAAUAAGUGGCAAAUGCACAAGAAUGUGUAACAUUUUACUGAAAUAUUUUUCUAAAUUAAAAAAUAUUGGUAUAUAUUGGCAUAUAGGCCGUUGUUCUGCCUUUGGCAAUAUGUGUUAGUUAAAGUGUAUUAUUUACCAUUAUAUUGAAAUGCAUGCCUUUUAGUUUUUAUGGUGCUUUCACGCUCAAGUGAACGCCCUUGUGCUUCCUCACGCAAAGAACGCACUCACGUGAAGAAGAGCGCGCUUACACGCGAAGAAGAAAUGCCGUUACAAAGCAUCCAAGCGAGUUAGUGAGAGAGGGAAACACUACUACGAGCCUCCGUUCUUUGUCAAUGUUCGUAAAAUAUCUACAGAGGCAACGCCUGUAUGUGUCAUCUUUUGUGUUGUUGUUGUGUGUUUCCACACUUAAAUCCAGUUGUGUAGUGGUUUGAACGAUGUGCUAAUGCUAGCGAACGCAUGCUAACAAUUUGUGUUAUUACUGUAUUAGCAGCUAAUCAUCGCUGAUUUACGUUGAUGCAAACCUAUUUGUUAAUGGGGACGAAAUUGAUUAGUUUCAUUUCUAUUUUUAGUUUCACUCUUCAAGUGAUGGUUGAAUAAAGUCAACAAAUUAUACCAACGUCUUCUGCAUCUUCAUUUGGGAGUUUAGCUAGCUGUAUAGCCAGGACUGAGCCUUAGCGUCUCGGUGAGGUCAGCGCAGUCGUAUUCCCUCCUGAUGCAGUUAUCUCCACCUUGCAAUGACUGCAAGUCGCUUUGUUGCAAUUUUUCCUGGUGAAGUUAAGACACACUUUUGAGCGUUUGAACCUACGUGCUGUCAUUGUUAUGUUUACGGCUGCAAUGCUCGUGCUAAACCAUCGUAACCUUUCAUUUUCACACUCUUUCCUGGUAAAGCGUAGCAAAACUUUGGAACGAGUGGGUCUUGGUGCCAUGCUAGUUUGAUGCGUCUGGACAAGAAGACACGUCACGACGCAAUAUGCGUCUUUAGGAAUCCUUAGCGGGAUCGUUAAGGCUUUUUCAUUGUGAUGUCGAGACACUAGGAACCAGUUCGGAAUUGGAAUCUGAUUUCGAUUCCCAUCCCUAUCCUGAUUUCUCACAAAUAAAACAUAAAAUUUCAGGUUUGUUUUGGGCUCGGGCCUGCAAAUCAAGUUAUUUGAUCGGGCUCGGUGCGGGUCGGGCUUUAAUACAAGCGGACCUGGGUCAGGUGGGGCUGGAUUUUUGUAGGUCCGAUGUUACCUUUAAGCCUAAGCAGCCAAAUUCAGAGCAUCCCCUAUUUAGUAUAGCUGGCACUUUAUAUAUGAAAUAAGUUAACAUGAAAUUCCUUUUUUGACCUGUUUGACCCAUGACCCCUUACUUUAAUCUCCUUUUCCGUUCCAUAUUAAAAAUAUGUCCUGCAAAUUUUAUAAUAACCCCUUUAUUUGCUCUUCAAUUAUCGUGAAAUUCCUUUUUUGACCUCUGUGACCUUUGACCUCAUUACCGUAAAAUUGAAUCACCUCUUUUGUUUAAUGAUACAAGCAACUUCUGCAAGUUUAAUAAUCAUUUAAUUUGUUCUGUAGUUAUCGUGAAAUUACAUUUCCGACCUCUGUGAGCUCGAAAUCUAAUCUGUGCCCUGCAAGUUUGAUAAAAAUCCCUUUUUUCAACCUGAAAUUAUCUUGAACACAAUCAUACAGACAUUCAUUCAUUCAUCUUCUGAACUGCUUAUCCUCACGAUGGUCGCGGAGUUGCUGGAGCCUAUCACAGCCAACAAUGGGCAGGAAGCAGGGUACUCCCUGAACUGAUUGCCAGCCAGUCACAGGGCACAUACAGACAAACAACCAUUCAGACACACUCACACCACACCCAUCAGUUUACCAUGCAUGAUUUAGGGAUGUAUGGGGAAGCUGGAGUACCCUGGGAAAACCCACGCAGGCACAGGGAGAACAUGCAAACUCACACAGGUAGGCUGGUGCCGAGAUUGAAUCCUCAAUCCCGGCACUGUGAGGCACACUUGCUAACCACUCUUCCACCGUGCGGCCUUCAUACAGACAAAAACAUACAAACCUCUGAGACCUUUGACCUCAUUACCCCAAAAUUUAAUCACCUGUUUCAUAAUACAAACAAAUCCUGCAAAUUUGAUAAUCCUUUUAUUCGUUCUUGAGUUAUAUUGAACACAAACAUUCAAACCUCUGUGACCUUUGACCUCAUUACACCAAAAUGUAAUCAUCUCUUCCGCUUCAUAUUACAAAUAUAUCCUGCAAGUUUAAUAAUAAUCCCUUUAUUCAUUCUUGAGUUACCUUGAACACAACCAUACAUACAGACAAACAAAGAAAUAAACAGGCAGACAGACAGACAGACAGACAAACAGUCAUACGGAACUCAAUAUAUAACCGCCGCUUCUGUAGGAUUCACCUACUGGCGUAGGUAAUAAACUGACACGAAAAUAAUAACCAACAGUUUGGAGAACAGGCAAGAAGGGGUUAAAUUACUUGGCGCUUGCCACCCGGAUGCAGUCGCUCACACGGGCCUGACAGCAUCUGGUGCCUCGAGUCGUUAAAUCCCAUCCUCAUCCCUGCAAAGCUUGACAUGCUGGAGUACCAGCCAAUUGUGACCCGUAGCUUUAUACUGUUUGUCCAAUCAAGUUGCCAAGGAGGCGGGCACUUGGGUUCCCCGCUCCCUUCGUAGCAUCCUUCCAGCAGCCAGUCUUUCGUGCCAAAGAAAGAGUGUCAAUAAAAAGAGAAUACAAAAGAGAGGGGCAACCGGUCCUCGGAGGCCAUAGGAGGAAGUGAGGGGGCUCUCACGGAAGCUGCCAGGACAGGUUACGUCGCUGUGGGACUUCUGUCCUGCAAGAAAAUGGCAGCUUUUCAUUGUAAACAGGCUGCGCGGGACCCGCAUUGCUAAAGGGAGGAGGGGCAGACAUUGAAGGAAAUGUCUCCUCUCCCAAUGAGAACUCAAGCAUGUCAUACACUUCAGAUUGAUAAUUAAAAGCAGACGGCAAGCAGAAAAAGGAGACAGAUGAUUGUAUGACCCCUUUUCUGAAAAGAUAAACUCGAAAAAAAGCACCAGAGCAAAGAAUUUAAUGCCAUGCAAUGCCAAUUAAAUGUGGAUGGAACAUGCGCCAAGACUUGUAGGCAGUAGGUAUUAAUAGAGCUUAUGGUGUGGGAGGAAGCCUGUCAGUUUGGCAUUUGAGGUUGCUUUAAAAAGCACAUUUCCUCCACAGUUACAGUUUGGGCGUUGCGUAUUCUCAAGAUUUGCAUCUGAGUUUCAUACUGAUGCUUCCACCCGUGUGCCUUUUGCUGCCCACAUCCUGAGCUCGACACCUACCAACCACAUCCUCGUUGGCACUACAGUAUACUGUACUUUCUACAUGUGUCGACAUCAAGGUCAUACUGUUUUUUUGUUUUGUUUUUUUUACUCAAACAUUUAUCACUUUGUUCAACGUUUUGUUUACUCCUGCUUGGGUCUCGGUCUCAUACCGACUGAUCACAAGACCAAGGCUUCUUCAGUUUUUGCGUGAAGACAACUACAUCAGCAAUGAGACAACGCACACAAUAUAAAUACAUUUUUACAACGUCCAGUUGAAACAGCUGACCAUGGCCCUGUCUGAUACCAAAACAAUGUCAACUUUACUAUCCCCAAACACCACCGCUGUUCCGCUGCUGACCUCUUCGAGCACAAUAAGGGACAAUGUCACAACCAGGACGACACUCAUGACUGUUACCGUCCCGGCCAACGAGAGCAACAUCUACAAUACCACCGCAUUCUCAGAGGUGGUGAUGGAGGGCUCGGGGAUGGGAAUGGUGCUCGUGCCCUUUGGCAUAAUCACUGUCCUCGGCUUGGCGCUCACUUUAAUGCUGUACAUUCGGAAAAGGAAGCGUUUGGAGAAGCUGAGGCACCAGCUGAUGCCGAUGUACAACUUCGACCCUGCCGAAGAACAAGACGACCUGCUGGAACAGGAACUGCUGGACCACGGCCGGGAUGGCACACUUGCCGGUCCCAAUGCCAAGACUCUACGAACCUCGCAGGGGACCACCCAGAGACCCAGUCGCCUGGUCUUCACAGAUGUAGCCAAAGCUCUCAAUGCUUAACGGAAGCUCUUCCAUUUGUGUUUCACUUUCUGGAUUCCUUUUCAAUAACGGAAGGUCACUCAAGAGGGCAAAUUAAUUGGGAAGAAAGAAAGAAAUGCGUUUGGUGACAAAAUUAUGCUUUAUCGCUAUGGAUUUGAAAUGGUUUCGUCUGCAUGCGAAGCAUCACUUUCACGAACUUAAAUCACUCGGCGCACACAUGCGGUCACUUUGUGUAACUGUUGUUUCAUUAUUUCCGUUCUUUUAUUGUAAUAUUGUGUGUAACACUGGCUGUUAUCAUUCAACUUUAAAGGAACCCUUUUGUGUCUUCCUCGCUGACUAUUUGGGGAAUUGUUACUUUACUAUACAUUAAAACUGUUCCAACUCCUUUUAAAA
Molecule: messenger RNA, 4869 nt
Organism: Corythoichthys intestinalis (scribbled pipefish)
Lineage: Eukaryota; Metazoa; Chordata; Actinopteri; Syngnathiformes; Syngnathidae
Exons: 6
Coding region: 4003-4497 (164 amino acids)
Source: RefSeq, a predicted model, not a curated record